AUGUCUUUCGCUUCACAGUCGUCGUCGCCGUCGAAACGGCCGAGGCUCAGCCUUCAGAUUAAGACGCCAGCCACCGCGGUGACGUUCGGAAAGUCUUCAACGGCAUUGAAGGUUGAUGUCGACCCGUCAUCCCCUACCGCUUUCAAUACACUCUCGAAUGCAUAUGCUGUUGCUAUCGAGAAUGCCUCCCCACGAACCGCACGGCCCAUAUCAGCCGACAUCAAAUGCCCGAAACCUACUGCCUUACGGUUAGAGACAAAGAACUUUAGCGGUAGCAAUGAAUACAUCCACCCUUCUCAACGGACUCAAACACCGGGACCGUUCACCAUCACCUACCCAGAUACGCCAAGUUCAGCCCACCCGGGCUGUACCCCAACGAGCGGGCCAACCAGUGGGCCUACAGAGCCCAAGGCUACCGCAACAUCCUUCACAUUCACACCACCUCAAUCAGCUGGAUCUAUCGAUCAAUCGCUAUCUAGAAUAUUUACAUUCGAUACAGAACCGAAUAAGCAAUCUUUAAGCACCCCACGAACGCCACGGCGCCGAGCGACGAUAGGGAGCCAGUAUCAGGUUGCGCCAUACACACAUCCCCGAAGUCUUCACAGCAUCCUGAGGAACUCGCCACUCCCUCCGCGAAGCACUGUAACGCCUGCUACACCGAGUCGCGUUUCUUUGCGAUUAGCAAAUCGGGCGAAGAAAGUGGGUUACAACGACCCACUCACUCAAACAAUUACAACAAAUAAAUAUAUUAAAUCACAUAUCGACCUCUUAGCGGAGGACUCCCCGUAUUCCGCCACGGAUCCAGAGAUGGAAAAGCCGGAAAUGUUAGAUUUAGCGCUGAUACAAACAGCUGAGACGAGAGAUGGUGGGCAAACCCCGGGUCCAUUUGAGGAGAUGCGGAGGAGAAUGGCAGACAGCGAUUUAGAAACACCCGGGACGAGGAAAAGGAAGCGGAAAGAGAAGAAGAGAAAGUGGGAAUGGACGAUUAGUAGUCCAGAAGCAGAGGGCGAGCAGACCAAAACCGAGGCGAAUAAAACGCCGGUGACUGCAUUUAUGGUAGAAAAGACACCUAGCACGGCUGUCAUUCGCGCCGCAUCCGAGUCUACUGAUUCCGAGAUGUCGGAGCCAGAAGAGCGAUUUGUUCCAUCCGUGGGCCCUUCGACAGACUCGGAAAUGUCUGAUUCGGACCAGCGGCCAGGAACAUCGCAAUCACUUUAG
Venustampulla echinocandica is the source of this 1218-nucleotide messenger RNA. RefSeq lists its product as uncharacterized. The coding region runs from base 1 to 1218 and encodes 405 amino acids. The record is from RefSeq and is a predicted model, not a curated record. The transcript has a single exon. NCBI's taxonomy places the organism in Eukaryota, Fungi, Ascomycota, Leotiomycetes, Helotiales, Pleuroascaceae.